UCAAGGCCUGGUCAAGGUUGCAUUAACAUUUACAUUGCCUUUUUUGUAAUAAUUAACCUCUUUUUUUAAUGUGUUUUUAAUAAAAUGAUGGAUUUAAAAGACAAUACAGAUUCUAUAAAAUGUAAUAAAAACGAUUCAAUUUCCCGUAUUAAUCGCGAAACAGUGCAUAAGAUUUGUUCUGGACAAGUAGUCUUAAGUUUAGCUAUAGCGGUAAAAGAACUUGUAGAAAAUGCAAUUGAUGCUUCAGCAACGAUAAUUGAUGUUCGUUUAAAAGAAUAUGGUAGUGAACUAAUUGAAGUAUCAGACAAUGGAGUUGGAGUUAAAGAAGAAAAUUUUGAAAGUUUAACUUUGAAACAUUACACGUCUAAAUUAAGAGAGUUCAGUGAUUUAGAAUCUGUUGGAACACUAGGUUUUCGGGGCGAAGCCCUUAGUUCACUAUGUGCUUUGACAGACUUAGUUAUUAUAACUAGACAUAGUUCAGCAAAUUAUGCUACUAAAAUAAGUUAUGAUCACAAUGGAAGAAUAGUCACUAGUUUGCCAGCAGCUAGGGAUGUGGGGACUACGGUCAUUCUACAGAAUUUAUUUAACUCUUUACCUGUACGUCGUAAAGAGUUCUUGAAAAAUCUUAGACGUGAAUUCAACAAAAUGUGUCAAUUGUUGUAUGCCUACUGCUUAGUCUGCAGGAAUAUCAAGAUUACAUGUUCCAAUCAGACAAGUAAAAGUUCAAAAAAUACCGUUGUUGCAACUCUAGGUAAUAAUUCAAUAAAGGACAAUAUAAUAAGCGUGUUUGGUCCCAAGCAGGUAUCAACAUUAAUUGAAAUAGAAGCAGUUGAACCAGACGAGACUAUCGUGAAAGAAUUCGAUAUAAAAAACAUCGUUUAUGGCGAACCAUUGCCUUUUAAAUUUGAAUUUUUUAUUUCAAACGUGACUCAUGGCAAUGGGCGUUCUACAGUUGAUAGACAAUUCUUUUAUGUGAAUAAUAGACCUUGUGAACCCCAAAAAGUAAUGAAAGUAGUGAACGAUGUCUACAAACAGUUUAAUUCAAACCAGUACCCUUUUGUUUACCUCAAUGUCGAAAUGGAAAGGUCUUGCGUCGAUGUUAACGUUACUCCUGACAAACGACAAGUUUUUUUAGAAAAAGAAAAAUUGCUUUUGGCCGUUAUUAAAAGCUCUCUUUUGGAAGCUUUCAAAGCUACUCCGUCUACUUAUACUUUGCAAAAUACGAAAAUAGAAACAAAAAUAACCGAUUAUACAAUUGGUGGGAUGAAGGGGCUAAAAAGACCGUUAGAGGAAUGUGAAGAAAACGAUAAAGAAGAAAAUUUUACUUUUAUGGAUAAGUUCAAGAAGUCUCUGUCAAAUAAGAGCUUUAGCACAAAAUCUGAUGAUGAAAAUUAUAACAAAGAGUCACCAAAAAGCAUUUCAAAUGAAUUAGACAAAGUGGAUGUAGAAGAAAAUAGAGUUCUUUUAGAAGAAAAAUGUGAAAAUAAAGAAUCAAAAAAGUUUGAAACUUUCAACUGUAUGGAAUCUCCGUCCCACUCACUUGAUCAUACCUUUAAAAAGAGCAAAUGGGACAAUUUGGUAAAUGAAGUGCCUGAGGUUCCUAAAACAAAAUUAAAUCAUGCCAUCAAAAUUUUUCCAAAAGAAAUUGAACAAAUUAUUAAUGGUUCUUCGUUAUCAGAAAAUACUGUUAGCAAAAGUAAUGAAACUAUUAUCAAUGAAACGAUGCAUCUUACACUAAAUUCAGAAUUAGAUUUCAACAAACAGUCCAGCACAUGUAAACUUUCUUCCCCUGUUAGGAAAUCAAGUAAAUGGGAUGAUUUAGACGCAGAAUUUCCUCCUACAUCACUAACGACAGAAAUUAAAGGAGAAACUUUCAAAUCAGUUAAAUGCUUUUCAAGGUCUAAAAAAGACAACGUCAUAAAAAUAGAUUUAAACAUUUCGUUAGGAACAUCAACGAACGAAUUUAGUAAUACAAAGAUUUCAAUUAGAACUUCAGAAAGUCAAAUUGAAAAUGCCCUGAGAACAUCGUCGUACUUUAAUCGACAUAAAAAAAAGGAAAUCUUAGUCCGAUUUAGGUCUAAAAUAGCGCCGGAUGCAAACAAAACCGCCGAACAGGAACUUCAAAAACAAAUUUCAAAAGAUAUGUUCCAUCGAAUGUCAAUUAUCGGACAAUUUAAUUUGGGAUUUAUAAUUGCAAAACUCGAUAACGAUUUGUUCAUAAUUGAUCAGCAUGCAACAGAUGAGAAGUACAAUUAUGAAACGUUACAGCGAAAUACUAUUUUGGAAAGCCAAGUAUUGGUAAAUCCAAAACCAUUGGAAUUGUCUGCCACUAACGAAGCAAUUCUUAUCGAUAACGAAGAAGUAUUCAAGAAAAAUGGCUUUAACUUUUUGAUAAAGAAAAAUGCUCCUGUAACAAAAAAGGUUUUACUUACUGCCAUUCCUAUAAGCAAAAACUAUACCUUUGGAAAGGAUGAUAUAGAAGAGAUGCUAUUCAUGUUACAGGUCAUUAAAAUUAUUUUUGAUUUGCUCAUUUAUGUUUCAUUAAUAAAUCUCAAGUUAUUAGAACAGUGGCAGAAAUUCUCUUUUAAUCUUUAUUUAGUGUUGGCGUACAUCAAUUUUUGA
Messenger RNA from Agrilus planipennis (emerald ash borer), 2622 nucleotides. RefSeq names its product mismatch repair endonuclease PMS2 (gene Pms2). The transcript is spliced from 6 exons. The coding region runs from base 85 to 2622 and encodes 845 amino acids. Gene Ontology annotation, molecular function: mismatched DNA binding; ATP hydrolysis activity; ATP binding. Gene Ontology annotation, cellular component: MutLalpha complex. Lineage: Eukaryota; Metazoa; Arthropoda; Insecta; Coleoptera; Buprestidae. Gene Ontology annotation, biological process: mismatch repair. The record is from RefSeq and is a predicted model, not a curated record.